This is a messenger RNA of Aphanomyces invadans, 1640 nucleotides long. RefSeq lists its product as hypothetical. NCBI's taxonomy places the organism in Eukaryota, Oomycota, Saprolegniomycetes, Saprolegniales, Verrucalvaceae. Gene Ontology annotation, molecular function: phosphopyruvate hydratase activity; magnesium ion binding. Bases 17 to 1609 code for a protein of 530 amino acids. Gene Ontology annotation, cellular component: phosphopyruvate hydratase complex. The transcript has 4 exons. Gene Ontology annotation, biological process: glycolytic process. The record is from RefSeq and is a predicted model, not a curated record.
AGAUCUUGCAACCAGGAUGAGCAAGCGAGCGCCGGGUGACCGGACGGCAUCCACGACCCCACCAUCGAAUGGACCAACACCAUCAGCAUCAACUUCGUCCCUCCCGUCUAGUCCAGAGGAAUUGGCUGAGAAGGAGCUGAUCGAGGAGUACCUUGCACAGCAUGGCAUCGAAAAUGCACUGAACGUGUUCCUGAACCAAGUAGUCCGCGACCGGCCCGCCGACCCGUACUUGGUGCUUGGCGGCUUGCUUCAACACCGAGCAACUUCAAGCAAAGGAAUCUUUUCCAUUUCGGCAAGGGAAGUGUUUGACGCCAACGGUCUGCCCACGCUUCUUGCGGUUGUGCAUACUUCGAAAGGUCGUUUUGAAGGAAGUACGUCGAGCCACACGCCUGCCAUCUACGACACGGACGACGUAACCCGAUGCCGUGGCAAGGGAAUUCGCGCACGGGACUUAGCAUUGUACGUGCAGCAUCUUUUAGAAGGAGUCGAUCCAUGCGAACAAGCGGUUUGCGACGAAAAAAUCGCGUCGAUGGAGGAAAAAUUGGGCAGACAGGCAUGUUUGGCACUGUCUAUUGCGAUUUGCAAAGCCGGCGCCGUCCACAAAGACGUCCCGCUCUUCGAACACAUUGCGACUCUCGCCGAUGUGCCCAUCGAGAAUGCGUGUGUACCAGUGCCAAUCCUGAGCGUGGCCCACGGGGGCCUUCAAGGCUCGAACAAACUCUUCGUCCAAGAAAUCACGGUCAUGCCCAUUGGAUGUGUGUCAUUCCACGACGCCAUGCGGUGGGGCGCCGAGCUCAACCUUGUCUUGCGGGACCUCCUGGACGCAAAAGGCCUCGGACAUGUCAAUCGUGGAGCAGUUGGCGGAUUUGCUCCGCAGCUCAACUCGACGGAAGAAGCCAUCGUGAUUGUGAAGGACGCGAUCGCAAAGGUCAAGGAGGUGCAUCCUUCGAGUGGGAUCUCGUUCGGCCUCGGUGUGCAUGUGGCCGCUCAUGCGUUUGCCACGGUCGGAGUCGACGGCGACGUUGUGUACAACUUGGACAAGUGGGUCGCCGGUUCCAAAGGUCUCAACAAAGGCGGGGACGAAGUGGUGGACAUUCUACGGGAAUGGUGUCGCCAGCACCAAGUCAUGACUAUCAUCGAUCCCGUCGACAUCAAAGAUAUCAAGAUUGCCAGUACUUUAAAUCGCAGCGAGAACGAAGCGGUGGAUGCAGGCAACAGUGAUGCUGCGGACGGAGUGGGUGGCGACCCAUCCGUGAAGGUCCAAGUCGUUGGGCACGCCUUCCUCCAACACACAAAGCUCGAAACACUGCACGAAGAACGUGCAUGCAACACGAUUCUGCUCCAUUUGUCCCAGUAUGGCACAGUCACGGCAGCGGUCCAAGCUGUUGUCCAAGCGCGGGUGCUGGGGCUAUCGGUCAUUGUAGGAUGCGACGCUGGCACAGUGGACGAUGUGUUUCCAGUCGACUUUGCCGUCGGCAUUGGAUGUGGCCAAAUCAAGAUGGGUGGACUCCUCUCCGCGGAGGGCGUCGUGCGGUACAACAGGCUGGCGGGGCUCUCCACGGACGACCCUCGCGCCCCUUCGUACGCUGGCGCUACAUUUCGUCGUUAACUUUUUAUUCCAACAACCACACAUGCCAGCG